UUGUUUUUACAGAACUAAAAUUAAAAUGAACAGUUAAAAAACAAUUUGGACCUUUACUGUUUGACAUGCUCUGUUGGUUAAUGGCCAAUAUUCUGUUUGUGAUCGUGUGUAACCUCGUGUUCGGAGUCGCUCUUUGUUUGAACGUAUUCAUGCACACAGAUCGUACAUCGUGUUGCGCUUGCGUUGUGUUCCAGAUAAGGAACACAUUCACAUUCCAGCGGAACCUGAACGUCACACAAGGCGGAGACGCAUUCACUUCACCCUCCCCCAAAACCACGAGGCUCCGGUGUUGACAGGCAAAUCACCGCCCCCCAGGCACUCAGCCCUCACUCUUCACCCGGACUCCACUACUCAACCACGGAACACGGACAAAGCCUCCUGCCUUCAGUUCCGCGAUCCGUACAGCUGCUGGCAGAGGAGUAGCUCGUUAUCUCAACCACCGACCCCCUUGGCGGGUUUGCCUCUCAAAUGUUGCCCACAAAGGAUUAAGAGCCGUGCGGGAAUUGUGCCCUGGUGGAGCAAUAAUUGGACAGACCCCGCCUUCUCUUCAUUUGUCAACAAAGGGGUUUGACAGGCUGGGAGAAGCCCUGCCUCCAUGUUUCCAUAAAAGGAUCAUUUGGCCAUACACGGCCAGCAACUAAGCCGUGGCUAACCGUCUUUCCUUGAAUUCGCGUUCAUAUAGUGCGUUGACUUCUCGGGUCGGCGUAUAAGCGGAGUUAUCAUGGCGGAGCGCGGACAGCUGCCCCCGGCCAAGCGGCUCUGUUGUCGACCGGGCUAUAGCGGGACAUGCAGGCAAGGUCAGCGGGCCGCUUGGACUUCGUGCGGCGGCUCAGGGGCCGCUCAGGGGGAGUCGAGCAAAACCCAGAGUCCGGAGUCUCUAUUGGACAUCGCGGCGAGAAAAGUCGCAGAGAAGUGGCCGUUCCAGAGAGUAGAGGAGCGAUUCGAGAGGAUCCCCGAGCCCGUUCAGCGACGGAUAGUAUACUGGUCUUUCCCAAGGAGCGAACGGGAGAUUUGUAUGUAUUCAUCGUUCAACACAGGUGGAGAGGAGAUCGCUUGUAGCGGGGAGAGCGGCGACGACACGCGGCUGCCGUUCCGACGGGGCAUCAGUCUGCUGGAGAGCGGCUGCGUGGAAAACGUACUGCAAGUCGGGUUUCACCUGAGCGGCACAGUCAGGGAGCCCGCCACAGCCUCGGAGCCAGAGCUGGUCUGCAACGUGAGCGUCAGCUUCGACCGGUGUAAGAUCACUGCAGUGACUUGCAUCUGUGGCAACAAGGACAUUUUCUACUGCGCCCACGUCGUGGCACUCUCGCUGUACAGAGUGCGGAAGCCUGAGCAGGUCAAACUGCGCCUGCCCAUCUCAGAGACUCUUUUUCAGAUGAACAGAGAUCAGCUGCAAAAAUUUGUGCAGUACCUGAUCACAGUGCAUCACACUGAGGUGCUGCCGACGGCACAGAAACUGGCUGAUGAAAUUCUGUCACAGAACUCCGAGAUCAACCAGGUUCACGGAGCCCCGGAUCCAACGGCUGGUGCCAGUGUGGAUGAUGACAACUGCUGGCAUCUGGAUGAGGAGCAGGUUCAGGAGCAGGUGAAGCUCUUUCUUUCCCAGGGGGGAUAUCACGGCUCAGGAAAGCAGCUCAACCUUCUGUUCAGCAAGGUGAGAGAGAUGCUGAAGAUGAGGGACUCCAACGGCGCCCGCAUGUUAACGCUGAUCACAGAACAGUUCAUGGGCGAUCCCAGACUGGUGCUGUGGAGGCAACAGGGAACCACCAUGACUGACAAGUACAGACAGCUGUGGGAUGAACUAGGGGCUCUGUGGAUGUGCAUCGUGCUGAACCCCCACUGUAAACCUGAACAGAAAGCUUUAUGGCUCCGGCAGCUUUGCAGGUGGAGCAGUGUGGAUGUGUGUCCCUUGGAGGAUGGUAACCAUGGCAGCGAGCUGACCAACCUGACCAAUGCUCUGCCUCAGGGGCCUCCUGGCAACCCAGACCCACUGACUCAGCCCCACAGGACUGUGUUCACACGAGCAAUCGAAGCCUGUGACCUGCACUGGCAGGACCCUCACCUGCAGCACAUCAUCUCAAAGGACCACUAUGCCAAAUACUGUUACCACAAUAAGAAGGACAACCCUCUGUUUGACACCCGAGGUUGGCCUCUCUGGCACGAGCACGUCCCUACUGCCUGCGCCCGAGUGGAUGCACUGAGAUCACAUGGUUACCCCAAAGAAGCACUGAGACUGGCCAUCGCCAUAGUCAACACACUGAGGAGGCAACAGCAGAAACAGCUGGAGUUCUUCUGCACUCAUAAAAAAGAGCUGCUCCACAAAGGAAUGACAUCAGUGACAAACCUGGAGGGCUGGGUGGGACACCCUCUGGACCCCAUCGGUACCCUGUUUAGCACCCUGAUGGAGACUAGUCAAGAAGAGGUGGAAAAAGCCGCAGUGGUGCACGAACAUUCAGGCUCGUUGGGUCCAGGGAGGGCGACGGUUCAUCCUGUUUUCCCGGUACAUCAUUUCCUGGAGGAAGGCGAGUCGUUUCUAUCGUUGGCAAUAGAGACCACUCUGAUUGGUUUGGGGCAACAGAGGGCGAUGCCUGAUGGUCUAUACGCCCAGGAAAAAGUGUGUCGGAAUGAAGAGCAACUGUUGGCCAAGCUACAGGAAGUGGAGUUAGACGACUCCUUGGUCAAAAUCUUCCAGAAGACUGUGUCCCCCCUCCCUGCAGCUGGUCCUUACAGUGGUCUGGGAGAAUUACUCUACAGAGAGAGUGUGCCCAUGCACACCUUCGCCAAGUAUCUCUUCACCUCACUGCUACCUCACGACGCUGACCUGGCAUACAAAAUUGCACUGAGGGCCAUGAGACUGCCAGUGUUGGAGUCCGCGGCCUUGUCAGGUGACCUGUCCCGGCCUCACCAUAUAGUGUCAGUGGUGCCAAACCGCUACCCUCGCUGGUUCACACUCAGCCACAUAGAGACCCAACAGUGUGAACUGGCCUCCACCAUGCUCACUGCUGCUAAAGGUGAUGCUCGUAAACUACAAACAGUGUUAGAGUCCAUCCAGAAAAACAUCCACUCUUCAUCACACAUCUUCAAACUGGCUCAGGAUGCCUUUAAAAUCGCCACACUCAUGGACAGUCUGCCUGAUAUCACACUGCUCAAAGUCUCCCUGGAGCUGGGCCUUCAGGUGAUGAGAAUGACCUUAUCAACCCUGAACUGGCGGCGGAGGGAAAUGGUGCGAUGGCUCGUCACUUGUGCAACUGAAGUUGGUGUCUUUGCACUGGACAGCAUCAUGCAGAGCUGGUUUACCCUCUUCACCCCCACUGAAGCCACAAGUGUCGUGGCCAGCACGGUCAUGUCCAACAGCACCAUCGUCCGCCUGCAUUUAGACUGCCACCAACAGGAGAACUUGACUAACUCCGCCCGCACUUUGGCCCUACAGUGUGCCAUGAAGGACCCCCAAAACUGUGCCCUCUCAGCCCUAACACUUUGUGAAAAGGACCACAUUGCCUUUGAGACAGCCUACCAGAUUGUUCUGGAUGCAGCUGCUACAGGCAUGAACUACUCACAGCUGUUUACAAUAGCGCGCUUCAUGGACCACCGUGGUUAUCCAAUGAGGGCGUACAAACUGGCAACGUUAGCGAUGACGCACCUGAACCUCAGCUACAACCAAGACACACACCCGGCCAUCAUUGACGUUCUGUGGGCAUGCGAGCUCAGCCAUUCACUGGGAAAAAACGAGCUGGCUGCGGUCAUCCCCCUAGUGGUGAAAAGUGUGAAGUGCGCCACCGUUUUGUCAGACAUUCUACGGCGGUGCACGUUAACACCGGGCAUUGUGACGCUGCACAGUCGGAGGAACUCUGGGAAGCUGAUUUCUCUGGACAAGGCUCCGCUCAGGCAGCUGCUGGACGCCACUAUCGGCGCCUACAUCAACACAACUCAUUCCCGGCUCACGCACAUUAGCCCCCGUCACUACAGCGAGUUCAUUGAAUUUCUCAGUAAAGCCAGAGAGACUUUUCUAAUAGCACAGGAUGGACACAUCCAGUUCAGUCAGUUCAUAGACAACCUGAAACAGAUUUACAAGGGUAAGAAGAAACUGAUGAUGCUGGUUCGUGAACGAUUUGGCUGAGACAGCAUCAAAAGACACUUUUAUACUUGAGACUCGUUUUUUUUUUUAUCCUUAAUAACUUGAAGAAAAAGAAAAUCUACUUAAACAACCUACACACAAAUCUUAUUGCUAUGACUUUGGUCUAAAGAAGUUCAAAGGUUCAAAUAAUCACGUCACAACAUUAACUGGAAAAGUUUAUAUUUCUGUCCCAGUGAGAAAUUAAAUUUUGACAGCACCCACCUCAACCAUACCCAUGAGAGUACAUGGUUUUACUAUAUAUCAUUGGCAACCCAAAGUACUUAGUGGUACAGCAAUUAUUUAUUUUGGGUUUUUGUCAAUAGCCAACACAAAUCAACUACUAUUGGACCACAACUGUAAGGCUUAAACCAUUUAUAAUAAGAAAAUAAUUAUUAAAAAAAAGUUGUUAAAGGUU
Molecule: messenger RNA, 4529 nt
Organism: Cynoglossus semilaevis (tongue sole)
Lineage: Eukaryota; Metazoa; Chordata; Actinopteri; Pleuronectiformes; Cynoglossidae
Gene: zswim6
Product: zinc finger, SWIM-type containing 6
Exons: 14
Coding region: 722-4117 (1131 amino acids)
Cellular component (GO): Cul2-RING ubiquitin ligase complex
Source: RefSeq, a predicted model, not a curated record